Glycine soja is the source of this 859-nucleotide messenger RNA. RefSeq names its product dirigent protein 21-like. The record is from RefSeq and is a predicted model, not a curated record. Bases 1 to 765 code for a protein of 254 amino acids. The transcript has a single exon. Lineage: Eukaryota; Viridiplantae; Streptophyta; Magnoliopsida; Fabales; Fabaceae.
AUGGAUGGAGACGAGGAGCACGCGUUUGCUGUCCUGCUAGUCUUGAAUUCUCGAGAGUCCCAUUCCGCUCGAGCGCCUCGUGUUGCAACAGAUAAUAUAAAAUAUAGAAACAUCAUUGAUUCGAAGCAAACUAAAACGAAAAGCAUCUCUACAAAUAAGUGCUUUAUUGGCAUUAGAUGGCAUGCCACAAUGGUUGUCCCUCUUAGGCACUUUCUUGUUUUCUCUCUCACCCUCAUAUCCAUCAUCUUCCACACCCAUGGAGCGUUCUCUGAGCAAUCAAUAAUCAAGUUACCCACAGACCAACCAAGGGUAGAGAAACUGACCCACUUGCAUUUUUUCUACCACGACAUCUUAGAGGGCAAGAACAUCACGGUGGUGAAAAUCAUCGAGCCAUCAGCGAGCGAGGUUCGUGAAGCAACUGGGUUUGGAACCACUUUCAUGAUGGACAAUGUUUUGACCGAGGGUCCAGAGCUGAGCUCGAAGCACGUUGGGAGGGCUCAGGGGCUGUUUGGCUUGGCCUCUUUGGAGGACCGUGGAAUGGUGAUGCUCAUUAACUUGGCUUUCAGUGAGGGUGAGUAUGCUGGCAGCACUCUCAGCAUGCUUGGGAGGAACCCUGUUCAGGACACUGUUAGGGAAAUGCCCAUUGUUGGAGGCACGGGCGUGUUCAGGUUUGCCAAGGGCUAUGCCAUUGCCAAGAGUCUUUGGGAAAUUUCUGACAAUGAGCAUUUUGUGGUGGAGUAUCAUGUCACUGUUUCUCAUCCUUAGAUCUUAUAUGUCUUUUGUUAAGAGUAAUAAAUUUUAGGCUUAAAUAUCUUCAAGAUGGUAUGAUAAAUGAAUAAAUUUUAUUGAGUUUUAAGUA